Ctenopharyngodon idella (grass carp) is the source of this 4150-nucleotide messenger RNA. RefSeq names its product ribosomal protein S6 kinase-like 1 (gene rps6kl1). The record is from RefSeq and is a predicted model, not a curated record. Gene Ontology annotation, biological process: protein phosphorylation. The coding region runs from base 332 to 2491 and encodes 719 amino acids. Gene Ontology annotation, molecular function: ATP binding; protein kinase activity. NCBI's taxonomy places the organism in Eukaryota, Metazoa, Chordata, Actinopteri, Cypriniformes, Xenocyprididae. The transcript has 12 exons.
CCAAUAGAAAGCGUGUGUUGUUCCUGCUUCCUGAUGUUGAAGACUGCGCUGCAGGAGCGGAUGCUGAGGAUGAGGAUGAGGAUCUCGCGCAAGGAUAAAGCCAGAUGAUCAGAUGGAAACACACGGCUGUUUUAUGUGACAGAACUCAGGGGUCACAAAGGUGGACACUGGCCUCGCUCUACAUGUGUGUGAAGGCAAGAGAGACCGGAGGACUUCUGGAGGGUUUUUAAUUACCAGAAAUGUGCCACUUCAGAAGUGUUUUCACAACUACAGAUCCGUCGUCUGGUUCUGGUUCCUGUGGACAUUUGCCCUUCAUAGCUGAUAGACAAAUAUGGCGAAAAAAGACUAUCUGCUAGAUGCAGCCCAACAGAUUCGAAUGGCGCUGGACCGGGAAGUCAAUGAAGAUUAUGAGGCGGCGUUCAGCUACUAUAAGAAUGGAGUCGAUCUGCUGCUCAAUGGAGUUCAAGUGGAUCCAAAUAAAGAGAGACGUGAAGCCGUGAAGCGGAAGACCACUCAGUAUCUGAAGAGAGCUGAGGAGAUCUUCAUCUCUUACUUACAGGACAACAUCUCUAAAGGAUCCACUCAUUUAGGAGGUUAUAGUAGCUUACGGUUUCGGUCGAUCAGACAUCUAAGUUCGCCGGUGGAGAAUCUGGCGAUGUGCAAAGUCAUUGGAAUCAUUGAUAAGGUGCUGACGGUUGAAAGUCUGAUAAGCAAGGAGACAUUUAUUGUUAAGAGUUUACCCAAGUCCAGCUGGGAGAGUCGUGAGAGGUCGACCAUCAUUCCUCAGGGAGUGCCCUUCAUGGUGAAGCUGCUAAAAUACUAUGUCAGUGAAGACACUGUGUUCCUUCAUCUAGAACAUGUUCAAGGUGGAAGACUCUUUUCCAGACUUCACAGGGUCAGAAGUGAAGCAGUCAGGGAGUAUCCAGAGUGCUUCAGCCCCAACCAGCACAAGAUCUACCUGAAGAACAGCUACACUCUCCCUUCUCUCCACCAGGAGAUUUACCUCAAUGAGAAUUGUGAGAGAACUACACCUCUUGAGAGGGCAGGGAGCCCAGCUGAUCAUUGUCGUGAGAACUGUAGAACCCGUUCCUACUGUGAAGAUACGGGGCGCCAACAGGGGGGUUCUCCAGGCUUGUAUGCAAUGAGGACAGAUAAUGCGCUUCCUUCUGAUGGUUCACACAAUGUUCUUAAUUCUUUACCUCAGGAUAAUGUCCCUCUUCCCGUUCAUCCCUGUGUGAUUGUGGACACUCGGGAUCCUCUUGAUGUCACUUCUGACCUUCUAGGAAAUGAUGUUCGCAUUGAGCGGAUUGACUCUUGCAUAGAUCUAAACAAAGCUUGGAAUUCUUUAGAACCUGCUCAGGAUUGUAAAAAUUUCACUGUUCCAGGAUCAAACUCGGAUAUUCUAGGAUUCAGCAGUGCAGCUCAAAUUACUUCAGCCUCUUUAUUUGGUGAAAACGCACAACCAACCCUUUGCAACACAGUUGAUGUACUUCCACAGAGAGUUCGGAUAGUUCCCAACACAUCACAUUUACCUCCACGAAACCAAGCACAUGAUGGAUUUGCUCAUGAACAGGGUGUUACUAACUGUAAACCCAGUGAAAAUGGACAGCUUUCACAAUUUGUGGCUGAAUUGAGCAAAGUCAGUUCUCAUCGCAAUCCAUUUGAAUGUACAACUCAAAAGCAAGAAGGUAUCUCUUUAGACUGCACAAAGAUGAGUUCUCGGGUGAACACUGUUGAUAUGGUGAGGGAGGUUGGGAAGGAGGACAUGGAAAACUGGCAUAUAUUCAGCCCUUCAUAUAAACAACCACAACUUGGCAUGAUAUCCUUCCCAUCGGCACCUACUACAGACAGCUCCUUUUGGAGUGAGACUAAACUAGAAGACUAUCAGAUGGAACAGCUGGUGAAGGUCGACGGCUUGGACCAUUACACCCAAAUUAAGGCCAAGAAUGGCAAAUGGAAGUGGGGUAGACAGGGACUCCCCGAGGAAAAGGUGCGACUGUGGGGGGCUCAGAUUCUGUUGGCCUUGGAAAGUCUUCACGAGCAGGGCAUCAUGUGUCAGGACCUCAACCCAAGAAAUGUUCUACUUCGCAGCAGUGGUGAGGCAUGUCUUACGUACUUUGGACAGUGGACGGAAGUUCAGCCUGAAAUUAACCCGAAAGCAAUGGAAGAGAUGUACUGUGCACCAGCAGAAAUUGGAGGUGUGUCGAAAAUCACAGAGGCAUGUGAUUGGUGGAGUCUUGGAGCUUUGUUAUAUGAGCUUCUUACCGGCAUGCCGCUGUGGCAGUGCCACCCUACAGGCGUUCACCCUCACACUCCCCUCCAUAUCCCAGAGUUCCUCAGUACUGCAGCCGCCUCACUUCUCACUGAGCUGCUCCAGUAUGACGCGUGUUAUCGCCUGGGAUCAGGAGGCGGCGGCGUGAGCGACAUCAAGUGCCAUCCGUUCUUUACCUCCGUCCCGUGGCUCACACUCAGCCGGUCACUGACGCCGUAGUGCCUUCUGAAAGUAUUCACCCCCUCCAUUUGUUUCUGCCUGUUAAACCUCCAGAUAUUAAAGACCCUGUGUGUUGAGAACUGAUGCGCAAUAUUCCUUACACUGAGUCACACUGAGUGUCCUCUCUUUAAAAUGUAUUUCCCCUUGAAAAUAAUUACUACACGAUUUUGCAAAUCUUUAUUUGGCCUCAUCUACCCAGCUAACAAAAAUACAUUCUAAAAAUGUUUUACUAACGUUCCCAUUAAGUUAUGAAAACGUUAUUUCUAAAUGUUCUUAGAACGUUCAAAAAGUCUCAUUUUUAUUUGACCACACGGCAGAAACAGUGAAUGAGGGUGAAUCUUUACUGAAGCUCUGAAGUGGAUCAGGAUUUAUGGAUUCAUCAUGUACUUUUACCACCAUCUGGUGGCAGCAGGAGUUAUUUCUCCACAUCAGCAGUUUUCUACAUCACAUCACAGACCUGCAGUGAAAGCAGUUGGAUUGCAGGGAAGCCAUAUAAGAAAAAAACAAUCAUGCUUUUGUAAAUCAUAGUUAGGACAUGAAAAGUCAAAAUUAUGACAUACUAAGUCAUAUCUAAGAGAUGAAAAGUCAGUGUGUCAUCAGUGUGAGAUGAAAAUUAGAUAUAUGACUUAAAGAGUAAUAAUUAGGACAAACUGACAUACCAAGUAUUAUGACUUAAAAGUAGAAACUCUAACAUAAAAAGUCAAAAUUAUGACAUACUAUGUCAUAUUUAAUAGAUGAAAAGUCAAAAUUAUGAAAGUCAUAAUUAUGACAAAAUCAUACUAAGUUUACAUUGUGACUUAAAGUACAAAUUCUGACAAAUACAAAAUUCAGACAUAAAAAGUCAUAAUCAUGAUAUAGAAAGUCAAAAAGUUCGACUUUAUCUCAAUUUUUAACUUUCAUAAUUAUGGCUUAGUAUGUCAAUUUUGACUUGUCAUUAUGACUUUUUAUAUCAAUUAUGACAAAAAGUAAAAAUGGUGACACUCAUUUAAGAGAUGAAAAGUCGAAAUUGUGACACUAAGUCGAGACCGACUUGAAAAGUAGAAAUUCUGACUUAAAAAGUCAAUUAUAAUAUCAAAAGUCUAAAUUAUGACAUACUAAGUCAUAUUUAAUAGAUGAAAAGUUAAAGUCAUGAAAGUCAUAAAUAGGACAAAAUCAUACAAAGUCGACAUUGUGAUAAAAGUACAAAUUCUGACAAAAAUUCAAAAUUCAGACAUAAAAAGUCAUAAUUAUGAUAUAGAAAGUCUAAAUUAUGACAGACAAAAUUAUGGCAAAAAUUAAUUAUAACUUAAAAAAUUAUGAGUAUGGCUUAGUGUGUCAUAAUUUCAAUUUAUGUCAAUUUCGACUUUUUAAUCUCAUAAUUAUGGCUGUUUAUGUUCAUGAUUUUUUCUUUAUGUGACAGAAAUGGGCUCCAUUGAAUCAUGCUCAAAUGUCUGGAAAAUGAGUUGAAAUGACAGUUAUCACACACUUCUCACAGAAAGGGCCCUGCAUGAAGCAAAAGGUCGAUUCGGGGCAUUGAAACUUUGUAUUUGCUGUUCUGCAGAUAAAAUGCAAUAUUACUGAACACAAACAUCUAAUCAUGUGUUCUGUCCUCUCCAUUUUCGACUGAAUGUCUUUUCUUGAUCUCACGUGAUUGCGUUGAAUAAAACCACUCAUUUCUUA